UAGACACAUUUCAAUCAUUAAAAGUGACAUUUUUAAUUAACCUUCCAAAUAAGAAUUAAAUCAACGAUGAAAAACACUAAGAGAACGGAAGAAAAAGUCAACGCCAUAAUUAAUGAAAUUCUUGAUGAGGAUCAAGGAAACAAUUUCAGUGCGACGCAAACUGAAAAUUGUCCAAGAGAUUGCAAGGGUCCAGAUAAUACGCCUAAAGAAACAUCUCAACAAUGCAAGUGUGGUGUGGAGAAUUCGACGAGAUUUUCGCUACGCGUUUUAGAGGCGAUGCGCUUACUGCAACGCGACGUGGACCAGCCAUCCACUUCCAGCGUUGAUGACAUCGUUGAUUACAUCCGAACGAAUUAUCGCCAUGAUGGCGAUCUUUAUGCUCAGAUUCGUCAUGGAAUUGUUGGACAAUGAAUAUCACUUGAUUGGGCCUGUUAGUGUGAAGCCGAAUGGCUGUCCCUUGGAUUGCGAAGGAAAAGUGAAGGACCGAAAGGUCCGAAAAACAUUUGUCGAUCGCGAUGAAAAUUCGAUAGGAGAACCAAGGUUUCAUUCAACCAGAAUAUUAGCCAACGAGAGAAAUAAUGCGGAUUAUCGGGAUACAGAAGAAUUUGAUACUGAAGAAUUAUUACCCUCUUGUGAUUGCAAUGAUAUUUCGGAUAUUCGAAACGACCGACAACAACGUAUUACUGAAAUACGCGAGAUAGAACGACGUGAUGAACGCGCAGAGCCUGUUCCUGGACCUUCUAGAGAUUUUGUAAGAAUUGUUUCACCAAUCAGAAGGGCAAAAAAACCACGAUUAGAAGAUCGAAUAAUGCAACGUGCUGAUGAAAAUGGCGAAGAGACAACUACAGAGGAAGAUAUGGAUUGCACUUGCGAUACCAACGGAGUAACUCAGAUUACCCGAGAGCCUUCGAGGAGACGACCUUUGGAUCGUCCUCGCAUAGUUAGGAAUGGAGAACGUCGCGAAAACGGUGAAGACGAAGAGAAUGAGGAUGAAGAGGAUGAACAAGUGGAAGAGGAAGACGAAGAUGCAGAAGAUAGCGCGUACAGGGAAUUGAGGGCGCGAGGUCCUCGUAGGAGGAGAAAUACGGCGCGCGAACGAGAAUUGAAAAGAUGGAUCCGACGCUGUCGACGAGAAUGUGAACAACGAAGAGCACGAUAAAUCCUAUUCAAUACUAUGCCAGG
Molecule: messenger RNA, 1182 nt
Organism: Camponotus floridanus (Florida carpenter ant)
Lineage: Eukaryota; Metazoa; Arthropoda; Insecta; Hymenoptera; Formicidae
Product: nucleolin-like
Exons: 4
Coding region: 326-1159 (277 amino acids)
Source: RefSeq, a predicted model, not a curated record